GAGAUAUCAAUAUCGCGGGAAAAUUCGAGUUCUUUGGAAUCGUGCAAGGACUUUUGUGUCACAUCUGCAGGAGAGAUGACUUCUGUUCGCACGUGUUAUCGCAAACAAAGAGAGAAUGUAUCGCGCAAGAAAAAUGACGAUAUCACAGAUGGGAAUCGGCAUCUUCCAACUGCUGUAUCUAAAAGAUUGAUAAUCAAGAAUAAAGUUUGCAGAAGUAACAGAGAAUCUCCUAUAAGAGAAAGAAGCGACGAGAAAAUGUCUAAAAAUCGAUCGGUGGAAGUGCAAUCCAAUCCCGUCUUAAGUCCAGAAACGUCGACCGCACUCGAGAACGCCGAGAAGAUUAUUAACAAUGCAAAGAUACAACUCAUGGAAGUCUGCGCGAUGUCAAGUCUCGAUUCUGGGAAUCGGAAUAGAAAUACAUGUUCGAACCCACCGUUAGACGACGAGGCGGAGGAGCUGAUGUACAUUCGCGAGCUGGUGGCCUCCAAGUUUUAUGAGGCAAACACCUCGAAAUCGGAAGCAAACGACAAGACGAGCGCGCGUUUGGAGAGUCGAUCUCCGCGAGUUACCGUUCCCAGGGUCGAUUUGUCGGCGCCUAAAUUUCGGAUGUCGCGAAGAAGACGACGUGCCUAUUGCCAGACCCUGAAAUAUGGAAGCGACAAUCGGUCGCGCGAGUGUGCCUCGCCUGCCGGAGUGCCGUCGAGAGACGACUCGUCAUCGUCGAAGGACUCGAACGACGAGGACGAGAACGAGGCGACGACGCGCGAUGAUCGCGCUCGCAAUCUUCCGGAACGGACGUCAUCGGCAACUGGACGCGGGCUCGUUCGUGCGCGAGAAAACACGUGCGAAAUUCAGAUAGGGCCGUCGGUGCAUAUCGUCGACCGGGAACUAACAAGGCAGGACCUGGACGAUCUGCACAUCUCGCCAGAAUCGACCUGGUACCACGCGAAUACGGCCACUUACAUCCUACGUCACUUGGACGCCGUUGAAAGUCCCAUCACGUCCGCGGAUAACGAGUUUCGAAAAAUACCGAGAGCACCGAGGAAGACGCUACGCGUGAGAUUAGAUACGUCGCAACGCGAGAGACCGAUUAUCGCGGAAGCUGCAGCCGAAGCGACAAGUGUUUGUGUAACGCAACAGCCGAGAGAUAAAGCUCAUCUAUCGGAAUCGUCGAUAUAUAAAUCAGAUGUCACGACGUUCUCCAAUAUAGCUCCUGCGUUAUCUAGUACACGAACGGAGAUACAGACAUACGGAGAGAAGCAUAUUAUUCAGGAUAAUCAUCAUGCAGACGCGGAGCGACAUGUCAUGUCUGCAAAUAGAUUGUCGAAGUGCGAGAUCGGUUGCUCUCAGAGGAAAUAUUCCGAUAAUGUUUUCGCACAGGCUCCUCGAAAGGAUACGUCCGAGGCCGCGGAUCGGCUCAUCGCUUACAUUCUGCAGGACGAAAAGCAGAGCAUCGAGAAGAAAGUCGCGGACACCUUGAAGGAGUCGACGAUCGCGCCUGUCGCGGUGCAAAAGCUCCUGGAUAAUUUGCGCAAUGUCGAAUCAAUUCGCAACGCGCGUGAGACGGAAACUUUAGAUAUUUUCAAGAAUAUUCUGAUUAAUGUUCAAAAUCAGACUGAUCGAGAAACGAAGGAAAGCCUUCCCUUCGUGGUUUGUUCCGAGUCUAUUCAACAUUCUAAGGAUAAUAGCGAGAGAGAUACAAGUCAGACGGGAAGCGUAGAUUUUGCGAAAGUUACUGCUGAUAAAAAUCAAAUUUACGAAGGAGUCAAAGAUGUGGAGACCUUUCCUGAGAAUAUCGCCGAUCCCUCGAUUCGGACGAAUGCAAUUGAAGAAUCGAUUCUGCAAACACAAGGAAAAGAUAAUGCGAACAAUAUCGGGCAAAUUGCCAAAAAAUCUCACGACUUUAAGAAAUCUGACAAACUUUGCCCCGAUUCUUCCGCAUGUCGAGAAACGAAAAAAGACGCGGUUCGUUCCACGGCCCUUCUCGAGUUUCCUCAAAGUUCUAAAAAUAAUAGCAAGGAAAACUCAGAAGCCGAGUCAUUGAAGCAAAUCUCAGAUAUUCGUAGCGACGACGACACACUUCCUCACAAAAGUUCUGAAAAUCCGUCUACGAAAACUGUAUCCACAAAAUUCAAUGAGGGGUGUACGAUGGAAGCUAACGAUCCGGUCGCUACGAUUAUAGUGUCAGCAGAAAAUAAAGAAGAUGAUAUGAAUAACGAGAGACGUAGAGAUGAGCCGAGCGAUGUGCAGGAUAAGGAUGUCCUGCAAGAGACUAUGAAAGAAAAUACAAUCGAAGAAACGCAUGAUAAUAUCACGACGAAUCAAAACGAAUCACCUGCGAAGGUUUCGGAGUCAAAGGACGAGCGAAUUCACUUGGAUGCAAACUCUAUUGAAUCUGUUGAUGAAAUCCUGGAGAAGGAAGAUGUUAGUCUUGUACAUUCAUCGGCAAAAGAAGUGGUCAAAUCUUUAUGCGCAAUCGAGAAAGACAUAGGUUUGCAACAUUCUGUAGUUGUGGAGCAGGUCGGUCUUAUUGCGAGUUCUUGUUUGGCCGAUUCUCUGCGAGAUCACGCUUCGUUGACGUGCGUAAAAAAUAGCAAAUUAUCCAUAAAAGAAGUCACGUCGCAUAUUGAGCAAAGUAUUAUAGCUGGAGAGAAUGAUUUAGUAAAGGAUACGAAAAACGACGAAACUCAUGGCAAACCGAUGACGAUCAUAGCGGUCGACAAUCGUAAAGAUGGAAUUGAAGACUCGGAAUUUCUGAAAAAUACAAAAAGCAAUAAUGAAGAGCAACUGAAUGAUUUGCAAAAGUAUAAAAUAGAUAUCUUAUCUAGCUCUAACUCCAGCGUCAGUAGUACAUUACUAGAUUAUGAUAACAGAUCUACCAAUGAUGCGUUAAAUGCAAAUGCAAAGAGAAUCGAAACCUCGUCAGAGACGUCUCAUUCCGAGGGAGAACUGUAUAUGCCAAGUUCGUGUUCCUAUUCUCUCGGGGAAGUGAGAGUUUUAAAGAAACGUGAAUUAAUUUCGGAUAAUUCGAUAGAUCGCGACAGCAAUGCGACGAUCCUUGUUACCAGAAGUAUGCUAACGUCUUUAAACGAUUCCCCGGUGUCUUUGCUAACAAGUUCUGGAUGUAUUUAAAUACAGAAAUUCAUCGAUGCAUCGCAAUAUUUUAAUUUAUAUCAUAAUAAAGGACAAUCUAGGCUAAUGAAUAUUUUUUAAUUAUCUCGUCACGUGCCUUUUAUAAUGAUACAAAAGGAAUUGGAGCACGGCAUGUUUUUUUCAUUUUAAAUCGUAGCAGUUAAUAAUUAAUUGUAUUCAUAAUAUAAUGUAUAUGUA
Formica exsecta is the source of this 3330-nucleotide messenger RNA. RefSeq lists its product as uncharacterized. The transcript is spliced from 8 exons. Bases 76 to 3132 code for a protein of 1018 amino acids. The record is from RefSeq and is a predicted model, not a curated record. NCBI's taxonomy places the organism in Eukaryota, Metazoa, Arthropoda, Insecta, Hymenoptera, Formicidae.